AUGGUCACAAAAGUUGAAGAUUUUAGUCUAAGUAGCCUUCAUUAUCUUGACGACCAUGAAGAUGAUAAAAGUGUAGAUGGUGACUUUGCAGACGAUGAUUGGCAAUGGGAAGAAAGGCUUCGACUUAUCAAUGAAUUUGGAACUUGGACGAGCGGGAAUGAUACUUUAGACAAAUUUAUACAACAAACCCAACUAGAAACACCGGAUCCUCGCUUUCAUAUGCAAUGGAUACCUUUUGAGAAUUUUGGCGAAGUCAAAUUUGUAGCAAAAGGAGGACAUAGUUCUGUUUUUUCUGCUACCUGGAAGAAUAAGAAAGAUCAAGUAUGGGAUGGUGCGAAACAGGUCUUUGUAGAAAAGCCACUUGUGGUUGCUCUAAAAUCCCUAAAGAACUCACAGAACCUUGGUGAUGAAUUUUUGGACGAGUUUAAGCGUCAUGGUAGUCUCAAAUUGGAUGGGUGUGGAUAUAUUGUACAUUGUCAUGAGGAAAUAGUGGAUAUAUUAACAUCACCUUAUGCAUAUCAACGUCGCCUACUUGGGUUAGACGAAUAUUCACUGAACACGGCCGAUGAGAUCGAUGACGUGGAUGCAUUUGAGCGAAUAUUCGCGUCACGAAUCUCAAACACGCUAUAUCCGGUUGCUCCAGAUGUUCACCCAUUUGCUUUUUAUAUUAGUCGUUUCUUAUUCUUUCCCAAUUUACCUAUACCGACAAAUUCAACAUAUUCGGCAGAACCCUUGCAAACUUCGUACUUUGAUGCAAAUAAAAAAUCAAAUCUAGACGAAGAGAUAACAUACGAAGAGUGUAAGGAGCAAUUAAUUAACAAAUAUUGGUGUAAAGGUUGUAGAACAAAAUAUUUCUUGGAAAGAUUCUCCACAUGGACGAGUGAAGAUGAUGAAUUAAAUCAUUUUAUUCAAGAAAGUCAAUUAAAUGCAAAAGAAGUUCAUGGAUAUUUUCGUUGGUUUAAUUAUAAUAUAUUUAAACGUAUACAAUUAAUUGGUGGUAAUGAAGGGAUUAGCGAGGUUUAUUAUGCCAUGAUCAAAUAUGAUGAAUUGGCUGAGAUGAGUCACGAUGAAUUUCUUGUGCCAAAAUAUUUCAUUGCUCCUGACUCGCAUAUUUCGGAAUUUGUUGUGUUGAAACGAAUCAUUAACUCUGGUCGUAUGGUUAAAGAGUUCAUACAUAGUAUUAAGAAUUAUCAUGUGUGUUUGGAUGAGACGAUUCCAAAAUGUUAUGGAAUUACAAAGGAUCCAUUGACGCAAGAUUAUAUGCUAGUCUUACAAUACGCCAACAUGAAAUCCUUGAAUGACCCCAACACACUUGUCAAAUUUUCAUCGUCAUUAUCUUGGGCAAAAAAGAAGGAAAUUCUUGGAGAAUUACCUUACACAAAUUACGCUCACGAUUCCUCCCUUGCUUAUGACAUAUGUAAUGGGAAAAGGCCUAAAAUUCCUUUGGGUACUCCAAAGGACCUUGUUGAGAUUUUAAAUCAAUGUUGGGAAUCCGAUCCGGCAAAAAGGCCUUCUAUUAAUUCCAUUGCUUUUACUUUAAAUUGGUGUAUGAUUUCUGAUGGUGAAUCAAUUCCUUUUAAUUUCAAGAAUUCUUAUCGACAUCAUCCCAAUGCUUUUUAUUCUGGCAGGACAAUUGAUUUUGACUUUCAUUUAUUUGAUCAAAUUAAACCUUACUUAUAA
This is a messenger RNA of Funneliformis mosseae, 1680 nucleotides long. The record is from the annotation of a GenBank genome assembly. Lineage: Eukaryota; Fungi; Glomeromycota; Glomeromycetes; Glomerales; Glomeraceae.